AUGGCUCCCGCCCAACGGAGAGGACCUUGGGUCCCGGAAGAAGACCAGGAAUUGCUCCAGCUGGUCCGCACCCAAGGGCCAAACAACUGGGUGCGCAUCUCGCAACACAUGAAAUACCGAUCACCCAAACAGUGCCGGGAGCGCUUCCAUCAGAACCUCAAACCCUCGCUGAACCAUGACCCCAUCACGCCGGAGGAAGGGGUGAUGAUCGAACGCAUGGUGAACGAGAUGGGCAAGCGAUGGGCGGAGAUCGCCAGGCGGCUGGGGAACCGCAGCGAUAAUGCCGUCAAGAACUGGUGGAAUGGGAGUAUGAACCGGAAGAAGAGACGGCUGGUUCCGUCCAGAGAGUCGGACCAUGCUUCUCGCGCGUUUGAUGGUCGGAUCGAGUCCCUCUACUCCCAGAGCGCCGUUGGCUCCCAGUUUGGACAUCGCCAGCACAAAGAAGGCCAGUCGUCGUGGCUGCUGGCCAGCUGUAGCCGAAGGGAAAGCAGCUCGAGCUACGUCCGCGACGAUUGGUCGCGAGAGCGCUCCUCUCCCCCAUCCCAUCAUCGACACCUCCCACCCCUCUUCACGGCAGACUCCGCAUCCCACGUCGACCACACGCUCACCUCCCCUUGCUACUCCGAAAUCUCCAGCCGCACAUCCGCUGGGCCGCCCUCUAUGAUAUCAGACCACACCUCCGUCGCCUCUGCCUCUCCUCGAACACUCACAUCGCCAUCAAUACCACCGAUCCCAAUGGAACUCCAUCCCGGAUACGACGAACGGCGCCGCGGCAGCGCACCCACCGUCGGCCACUCGCCCAUGAAAACGCACACUCACGCCUACAGCUCCAGCACGGGAGCCAAGAGCAUGGAAAUUCUAGCCGAAAGCGAGCCUGGCAGCCGAGAUUGGCAGACUGGCUCUGCCAGCGCCGGAAGUCCGCAUUUCCGCCACCAUAAUUCAGCCCAGGCCCAGCAUCGGCAACUUCCCGCCAUCUCGCUUGCACAUGCUCGAUCUGCGGUGCAAGAUCGCGAUGCGAGAAUGGGUGUGAAUAAUCUUUUGAAUUGA
This is a messenger RNA of Uncinocarpus reesii 1704, 1047 nucleotides long. RefSeq names its product FlbD protein. NCBI's taxonomy places the organism in Eukaryota, Fungi, Ascomycota, Eurotiomycetes, Onygenales, Onygenaceae. Gene Ontology annotation, cellular component: nucleus. The record is from RefSeq and is a predicted model, not a curated record. The coding region runs from base 1 to 1047 and encodes 348 amino acids. Gene Ontology annotation, molecular function: RNA polymerase II cis-regulatory region sequence-specific DNA binding; DNA-binding transcription factor activity, RNA polymerase II-specific. Gene Ontology annotation, biological process: positive regulation of transcription by RNA polymerase II; mitotic cell cycle. The transcript has a single exon.